This is a messenger RNA of Macadamia integrifolia, 889 nucleotides long. Its product is annotated as methyl-CpG-binding domain-containing protein 4-like. The record is from RefSeq and is a predicted model, not a curated record. NCBI's taxonomy places the organism in Eukaryota, Viridiplantae, Streptophyta, Magnoliopsida, Proteales, Proteaceae. The transcript is spliced from 2 exons. The coding region runs from base 113 to 649 and encodes 178 amino acids. Gene Ontology annotation, molecular function: DNA binding; zinc ion binding.
CGCAGAGCACAAGGGGUUCCUCUGGUUUUUUAAUGGCGAGGGAGGAGAACUGAGGAGGGCGUAUUGUUUCUCUCAGCAGAGCAGAAGCUGCAGUGGAAGUUUUGCGGAGAGGAUGAAGUCAGGAGGAGGAGCAAGUCAAGAACCUCCUAAAACCCAAGAGAGAACUGAAUAUGCUGUACAGUGUGCUGAAUGCUUCAAAUGGAGGUUGAUUCCGACGAAAGAAGAGUUUGAGGACAUCAGAAGUAGAUUCAUAGAGGAUCCGUGGUUAUGCAGCAAGAAACCUGAUGUGUCUUGUGAGGAUCCUGCAGAUAUUGAAUAUGGCAACAAGAAGCUUUGGGCCAUUGACAAACCAAACCUUCCAAAGCCUCCAGUUGGUUAUGAGAGAAUCUUGGUACUUAGAAAAGAUUUUUCUAAGUUCGAUGCCUAUUAUAUCACCCCAACGGGAAAGAGAGUGCGAGCCCCUUCUGGAAUAGAGAAGUUUCUUGAAGAAAAUCCCAAGUACAAAGGUGUAACCAUUUCAGAUUUCAAUUUCGCAGUGCCAAAGAUAAUGGAAGAUACAAUCCCUAAAGAUGUGGAUGGGAAGAAUAGCGCAAAUAGUAGUAAGAGAAUGACACCAUCAAUAAACGAUGAUGAUGAUGAUGAUGAUUGAGAACUAGUGGCUUGUCAUCUUGGCCUAAAUCUUGUCAAAAGUACAGUGGUGUUGUGUAAACUUUUCUGUGUUUUUUUCUUUUCAUAAAUUGAGUUCUAUGUGCAAUGGAGCUUCUUGGCCAGUAGUCAAUACUCAAUAUUCUCAUGGUUUUACUUGGAUUCAUCAGAGAGCAGCUGUUUGUGAAAUUAGGGUUUCUUGCAAUUGACAAAUGGAUCAGAUGCAUGUUAUGUGCUGAUAUUG